Phaedon cochleariae (mustard beetle) is the source of this 3321-nucleotide messenger RNA. The record is from the annotation of a GenBank genome assembly. NCBI's taxonomy places the organism in Eukaryota, Metazoa, Arthropoda, Insecta, Coleoptera, Chrysomelidae.
CAGGUUCUGUGGGUGCAACAACAACACGAGAAGAAACGCAAGAAGCGCGAUUUCUCGCAAGACCCCUCUCUGUCGCCCUUCAGCCAGUUUGUUAGUGAGGUGGCGCCCUCUGCUUCUGCAUUUCAUGGCCAACCCAGAUACAGAGCCGUUCCGCCCCACUUAUUUCCUGACCCGCUCUUCAGAGAACAGUGGUACUUGAAUGGAGGUGCCAAAGAUGGAUUAGACAUGAAUCUUGCGCCUGCUUGGCAGAAAGGAUACACCGGCAAAGGUGUAGUAGUUUCAAUCUUAGACGACGGUAUCCAGACUAAUCAUCCUGACCUUGCACAAAACUAUGAUCCUUUGGCUAGUACUGAUAUCAAUGGUAACGAUGACGAUCCAAUGCCCCAAGACAAUGGUGAUAAUAAACAUGGUACCAGGUGUGCUGGAGAAGUGGCAGCAGUAGCAUACAAUCAAUUUUGUGGAAUAGGGGUAGCUUACAACGCCAGUAUCGGUGGCGUCCGGAUGCUGGACGGUGUCGUCAACGACGCCGUCGAAGCCCGCGCGCUGGGCCUCAACCCCGAGCACAUCGACAUCUACGGCGUGACCAGUGGCCGCAAGGGCAAGGGCUCCAUCUUCGUGUGGGCCUCGGGCAAUGGCGGCCGGCACACGGACUCGUGCAACUGCGAUGGAUACACCAACAGCAUCUUCACGCUGAGCAUAUCCAGUGCGACGCAAGGCGGGUACAAGCCGUGGUACCUCGAGGAGUGUUCUUCCACGCUGGCCACCACGUACAGUUCGGGUACUCCCGGGCAUGACAAGAGCGUGGCUACUGUCGAUAUGGAUGCUAGGUUGAGGCCGGAUCACAUCUGCACCGUCGAACAUACCGGCACCUCGGCUUCUGCGCCACUGGCCGCCGGGAUAUGCGCUUUGGCGUUGGAAGCCAAUCCCACGUUGACUUGGCGGGACAUGCAGUACUUGGUGGUGCUGACCUCGAGACCGGGACCAUUGGAGAAGGAGAACGGCUGGAUAGUCACGGGAGUGCGGAGGAAGGUGUCCCACAAGUUCGGGUACGGGCUCAUGGACGCCGGAGCUUUGGUUACUUUGGCGGAGAAAUGGACGACUGUGCCACCGCAACACAUAUGCAAGAGCCAGGAGGUGAUCGAAGACAGGCAGAUCAAUCCGGCCUACGGUACGACCCUCGACUUUUAUAUGGACGUGGACGCGUGUGCCGGGACCCUAAACGACGUCCGUUUCCUAGAGCACGUUCAAUGCAAAAUUUCCUUACGAUUCUUUCCCAGAGGCAACCUCCGCAUUCUAUUAACUUCCCCUAUGGGCACGACUUCCACCCUACUCUUCGAAAGACCCAGAGACGUGAUCAAUUCCAACUUCGACGAUUGGCCCUUUUUGAGCGUACACUUUUGGGGAGAAAAGGCAGAGGGCCGUUGGCAUCUACAGGUAGUCAACGGUGGCAAUCGCCACGUCAAUCAACCAGGCAUUCUCAAGAAAUGGCAAAUCAUUUUCUACGGUACCUCGGUGAAUCCAGUGCGGCUCAGACCGACCAACGGUGCCAGAUCGACUCCAUGGAAGUCGCCUUUGAACACGUUCGCCUUCCCUACGCAAUCUCAACCCAUCACACCUGUCCCCGACAACUUCUUCGACGACGAAGUCAUUCGCAACUUCCAGAACUUCCCCAACAUUUAUUCGUUCGCCGGUUCGAACCAGGAACCGGUGAUCGCCUCGUUGGAUGGUAAGAGUACCAAGGUGCGAGAUAACGACGAGAACUACAUCGAGGACGACGAGGAGAGGAAAGAGGGGUGCGACGAACAAUGCGACGAUCAGGGUUGUUUCGGAAAAGGGCCUGCGAAGUGUGUUGCAUGCCGGUACAAACGGAUGGACAGGACUUGCGUGUCUACGUGCCCUCCUCGAAGUUAUUCGGACUCUCAGGAGGUGUGCCAGCCGUGCCACGAGGCGUGCGAAACGUGCACUGGACCGGAUCAGAAGAGCUGCACGACGUGCUCGCCGGGUCACGUGAGAGUCAUCGAUCUCGACAUUUGUUUGCAACAAUGUCCGGAGGGGUAUUACGAGAAUUUCCUGGAGAAAACAUGCAUCCCUUGUCAGACAAAUUGUGCCGGUUGCCAGGACAGGCCAGAUCGUUGCACCAGCUGCGAUCAUCAUUUGUUGCUCUAUCAGAAUAAAUGUCUAGCGUCGUGUCCGAUGCACACCUACGAAACAGAUGAUUACAGCUGCGGCUCCUGCCAAGAGACCUGCGAAACCUGCUCGGGCGCCAACAGCUCGCAGUGCGUUUCGUGCCCCACGGGCAGGUUCUGGCGCGAGGGCCGCUGCGUCACCGAAUGCCCCGCCCACCACUACGCCGACACGCAGCAGAAGGAGUGCGUUGAAUGUCCGCCAGGGUGCGGCGAGUGCAACAAGACCACCUGCACCACGUGCCUGGACGAUUGGAAGGUGAACGCCAAAGGGCGGUGCGUGUCCAAGGACAGUCAGCGGUGCGACGUCGACCAAUACUACGACAGCGGCAACUGCAAGCCGUGCCACUCGACGUGCGGAUCGUGCGACGGACCGACAGAGGGCGCGUGCAUCUCCUGCGCCAAUCCGCUGAUGUUGCAGGGCACCAAGUGCGUCGGCAGGUGCGACAAGGGCUUCUACAACGAGCGGGACACGCAGCAGUGCGAACCGUGUUUGCACGCGUGCGCCAGGUGUCACGGCAAAUCUAAUUGCACCGAGUGCAAGGUCGGCUUGCAGCUGCAAAGCGGCGAGUGUCGCACCGCUUGCUCGGCGGGCUUCUACAGCGACAAGGGUGUGUGCUUGCGCUGCUACAUGAGCUGCAAGACGUGCAGCGGCCCCGGGCAGGACCAGUGCGUCAGCUGCCCCAACGGCUGGCAGCUGCUGUCGGGCGAGUGCCGGCCCGACUGUCCCGAGCGCUACUACAAGACGGAGUUCGGCUGCCAGAAGUGCCAUCAGGGGUGUCGGAAUUGCCCGGGUUGCAAGGCACAAGAAGGAAAAAGGAAAAUAAACGUAGAAGCUCUUCUUUUAUCGGCACAACCGGUGUCGACUCUACAGAUCGUGAACCCAUUCAAUUUCAUAACGGGAAUGGCCCUUAUUGCCUGCUUGUGUGUCAUCAUACUUUUCAUAACGAUUUUCGUCAUAUUGCAGAGAGGGGGAUUUCCGGCUAACCAACGGGCCUACAGCAAAGUGUCAAUAACGAAACCAAAAGUAACGUGCAAUUACAAUGUCGUGACGGUCAGUGACGGAGACUCUAGCGAUUCCGAUAGUUCCGAAGGGCGCAAGUUGAUUACGCCCAAACCCGAACGGACUGCUUGUUGA